This is a messenger RNA of Gavialis gangeticus (Gharial), 2301 nucleotides long. It is a transcript of the gene CEP57L1, whose product is annotated as centrosomal protein 57 like 1. Bases 93 to 1508 code for a protein of 471 amino acids. Gene Ontology annotation, cellular component: centrosome. The record is from RefSeq and is a predicted model, not a curated record. Gene Ontology annotation, molecular function: gamma-tubulin binding; microtubule binding; identical protein binding. Lineage: Eukaryota; Metazoa; Chordata; Crocodylia; Gavialidae. The transcript has 11 exons.
AGACGAGAGGCACCUUGCAUCCUCUCUAUCCCACUCUUAUUCCCAGAACUGUCAGCAACGCCUCAUCUUUCCUACAUAGCAGGGGCCCUACCAUGGAUUCUGAAUCAAAACACAGUUUCAUAGGAAGUUUUCUUCAGCCUCCAGAUAAGAGCAAGUAUUCUACCUUUGCUCACAGAAAAUCAAAGAAAUUAACAACUGCUGUGGGACACCUGCCUUCUGGUCCAGACAAUCAAGUAGCUCUGAUGGCAGCUCUGAAAACUCUUCAGGAAAAGAUCCAUCGUUUAGAGUUGGAGAGGUCGCAGGCUGAAGAGAACCUGAGCAGUCUUUCUGUAGAGGCUGCUCAGUACAAAAAAGCCUUGCACCAUGAAUCCUGUGAGAAAGAUAUCGCCCAUCAGGAACUGAUGCAACAGAAAAAAGAUGUAAGCGUGCAGUUAAGUGCAGCCCAAUCACACUGCUCCCUACUGGAGAAACAGCUGGAUUACAUGAGGAAAAUGGUUUUCAGUGCAGAGCAAGACAAGAAAAUGGUUUUACAGCAACAGACCCAGCUUCAAAAGGAGAAAAAUCAGAAUCAGAUGGAGCUACAUGCAAAACUUGAAAAGCUUGAAGUACUAGAAAAAGAGUGCUUCAAACUUACCACUACUCAGAAAACUGCAGAAGUCAAGAUCAAACAGUUGGAGGAAAAGCUUCGUGAAGAAGAGCAUCAACGUAAGUUAAUACAAGACAAGGCUGCUCAGCUUCAAACAGGAUUUGAGAUCAAUAGAAUUCUGAUGUCUUCAGUUUCAUCUCAAAAUGAACCAAAAAGGAAAAAUAGGAAGAAGAAAACAGUAAAGAAAAACCCUAGUCUCAAGAAAGUGACUCCACCACAAUUUUAUGUUAAGACUGGAGUGCUGCCAUUUGUGGCUGGGAAGUCUGCCAGCUCCAGCCAUUCUGUUAGUGCAAAUGUACAAAGUGUCUUGCAUAUGAUGAAACAUCGCAGUCCAUGCAUCUCAUCACAGCAUCCAGAAAAGGCUGAACGCAGAGUUUCCAGAAGAACUAUUGCUUCCAAAUCGGUGUCAUCGUGUUCCACAUCUUCUUCUGUCACUGAAAAUCUUUCUGACCUUUUGUUGGCAAUACAGGAUGAGCUGGGUCAAAUGAGCUUUGAACAUCAAGAGCUAUUGAAGCAGAUACAGGAAACUGAGAACUGUAAAGUUCGCGAAGACCUUGAACGUGAAUUGGAUUGUCUGGUAAAGCGAAUGGAGAUUAAAGGCGAUCAAAUAUCCAAGUUGAAAAAACACCAAGCCAGUGUUCAGAAAUUAAGAGAAAAGGCUCAGAAAUUGAAGAGAGAGGCAGCUUAUGUCAAACUCAAAUCUGAUGAUAUGGAAGGAAUAAAAGAGAUUCCAGUUACUCCAAAGGAAAAUGGUUCUAUAUCUUGUCCAGGACAAAAAAGCAAACGCUGUCUUCAGCUGUUGAAAAAUAUGCAGAAACUUCAGUCUACACUCAAGAAAGAUGAUAUUAUGUGGGAACAAUAGUUUGUGGCAGUGCCUUUAGCUGGCAUCUUCAAAAAUUGUAUGAAAGUUCAUAGGCUUUAGAUUUAACAAAUACUAGAAUUAAUUCAAUGUUCAUGGCAAAUCUAUAAAAUGUGUUGUGCAAUGUCUAAAGUAUAUGUUAAUGUAAUAGUCAAUAGUCAAUUUCAGUUCUGUAAAUUAAGAGCUUUAGAUUGAACAAACCAACCACCCUGUAGCUAUGCAGAUAUUUUAAAUAAAGCCAUUUUUAAUUGUUUGUUUCAUGAUGUAUCUACUAAUGGCUUUUGUAUGUUUCUUUUCAUUAUUUUUGUUUGCUUUUUUAACUUGUCAAAAUAAAACUCAAAACUUCUCAUGUUGCGUAUAAUGUUUAUAGCGUACAGUAUUUUAUUCUCUUUCCUCAAACUGAUAUUAUUUGUUUUGAAGAGGAAGGAGAGUCCAAAGUGGAGCCAAAACUCAUGACUCAGUGCAGAAGGACAUACUGUAUUAAUCCUGCUUCCCUAGUCUUAAAGGGCCAAAACUCCAAUUAAAAUCAAUAGAAGAGUUCCUUUUGUAAAGUUUUGAAGAUUCAGACCUUUACAACCAAGUCAAACAAAUUACUAUAAUCGUUUGUCUCUUGUGAUAUAUGUAUAUUUAUUCAUUAAAUGAUGUGGAAAAUAGUUGUGAAAGUGGGGUAAAAGCUGAGAGAUUUCUUCUGUGUUUUUUGAAGGUAUUUUUUUAUUUUGUUUUAUAUGUCCUAUCACCACCUUUAAAAUAUGCUAUGGGUUCUUCAAAGAAAAUAAAGAUACAUGUAUACAUUUAA